Dufourea novaeangliae is the source of this 2166-nucleotide messenger RNA. It is a transcript of the gene Nasp, whose product is annotated as histone-binding protein N1/N2-like. NCBI's taxonomy places the organism in Eukaryota, Metazoa, Arthropoda, Insecta, Hymenoptera, Halictidae. Gene Ontology annotation, cellular component: nucleoplasm. Gene Ontology annotation, molecular function: histone binding. Gene Ontology annotation, biological process: CENP-A containing chromatin assembly; DNA replication-dependent chromatin assembly. The transcript is spliced from 3 exons. The record is from RefSeq and is a predicted model, not a curated record. The coding region runs from base 218 to 1708 and encodes 496 amino acids.
UCACACAAGUUGUACGCGUGCCGGUAAUAAACCGUUGUUUGGCAUAACGGUCGUCCCGUUCGAUCUCUUUGGCACUUUGUAUAUAAAUUUUACGUUCUAACUACUAAUCCAGACACCGUGAUACACAAAACUAUCCACAUUAAUCUCUGAAGAGUUAGUGAAAGUGUGUCUAUCGAUAAGAAAGCAUCAAAGCCUCAGUUAAUCCUAUAAGUCAAAGAUGGCCGACGUCGCUGAGAGUGCAGCAUUCACCGACCCGGCAACUGCUAUCUCCCAUGGGAAACGGCACCUGUUAGUACGGGAUUACACCAUGGCUGUGACCGCGUUAGCGCAAGCCUGCCAGCUGCUCGCGGAAAAACACGGGGACACCGCGGACGAGCUUGGCGAACCAUACCUUCUCUACGGUCGUGCCCUUCUUGGUCUGGCCAGGGAGGAAGCAGGAGUCUUGGGCGGCGGUGUACCAGGGUCCGAGGAGGUGGAAAAGGACGAGGACGAAGACGAGGAGGAAGGGGACGACGAGAAACUGAGCAGCGUGGAGGAGAAAGAAGAGGACGAAGAGGACGAAGACGAGAAAGAAGAAGACGAAGACGAGGCAGAAGCAAAAGAGGAAACCGCCUCUGAGACCAAAGCUGAGAAAUCGAAAACAGAGGAGCCUGCCAAACCGGAAGCAAAGGAACCAACCAAAACGGAAACGAAAGAACCAACGAAAUCAGAGGUAAAAGAAUCAACAAAAACAGAGGUAAAGGAACCAACGAAAUCAGAGGUAAAAGAAUCAACAAAAACAGAGGUAAAGGAAGAAACGAAACCGGAAGCAGAGAAGAAAGAUGAGAAGGAAGAGUCAGGCAAGUCGGAUUCGAACAAGACCGACGACAGCAAACUAGCGGAGCAGAAACAAAAGGAGGAGGAAAAGGCUGCGGCUGGAUCCAGCAAGGAAACGAAUCACGCUAAUGGCACGUCCUCCUCCACUGAACAGAACGGAGAGUUGAAGAAGAACGGGGAUGAUGGUUCGCAGGAUAUUGAAAAGGAAGACGAAGAGGAUGAAGUCAAUAACUUACAGGUAGCCUGGGAAGUUCUGGAGUUGGCGAAGCUGGUACUACUGAAGCGUGGAGAACCCGGUUGGAAGCUCUUAGCCGAUGCUUAUCGGCUGCUGGGCGAAGUAGCCAUGGAGGGAGGGAAUUUCCAAGGCGCUCUAAACGAUCUGAACAAGUGUCUGAAGCUUCUGCAACAAAUCGAACCACGUGAACCGAGGGCGAUCGCAGAGAUCCACUAUCAGCUCGCGUUGGCGCAUUCGUUGGGGAACGAGUUCGACUCCAGCAUAGAGGAAUUUAACAAAGCUACCGAGUUAUUAGAGGCUCGUAUUAAAGAGUUAGAGGAGAUAAAGGAACCUCCAAAAACUGAAGAUUCGUUCUACACCGUUGAAGGAGAGAUCCAGGAACUGAAAGAAUUGCUUCCGGAGAUCAGAGAAAAGAUCUCAGAUAUGAAAGAUUUCAAGCAGGAAGCUUGCAAGUUGGUGAUAGAAGGUAUUAAGAGCAAAGUGGCUGGAGGAUGUUCGAAUGGAGCCGGUCCAAGCGGCAGUGAUAUGUCCACGCCGAAAGUUCAGAAACCAGCCAGCGAUAUAUCUCAUUUGGUGCGCAAGAAGCGGAAAGGCGAUGAGCCAGAUACCGAGGUCGCGUCGCCGAGCAAAAAGCCAACGCCAGAAAAGGCUGUCUGAAGACUAGUUCGGUGCAUUUUGGGACACUCUUGACCGUUGCUUUGUUUCGCGGGGUGAUCUAUUAAAAACAAAAAGAACUGUACCACACUCUGGAAUUUUAAGGGUUGGACCAAGAUAGGGUUAAAUACUGUAUCGAGCAAAAGGGAACGAUUCGACAGCGCGUGAAUGAUAUUUUAACAAAAGCAGACUCGGAAUCGCUCGCACGACUCUUCGUUUCUUUUUCCGUUUGAUUCAAUGAUUGUACUCGCUAUUGUGUUUUGUUUCAUUUGUUCAUCGACAAUUCGUUUAUUUAUUUGUAUCUAGUGAAUGUCUCGACAUUGAACGCGAGCUUGAUUAUGAUGUCGUAAAUUCAUUUUAACCUCUUCUUUUCUUAGGACAUAAACAUCAAGGAGUAAGGUUGUUCUUGUAUAAAUCUGAUUAAUAAACGUUAAAUGAUGGUUUUUUCUAAAUGUUCAAAA